CCUAGAGGGCGGGGCGGGGCGGGGACACCCCUUCCACCACCCCCUCCCCCCAGCUUGGAGACUUCGGGGCCCCGGGAGGAUUUCACAGACACUCCGGCGGGGUUCAGUUCUGCGCCGUGCCAUGGAGCGCGCCAAGGAGCGCAGCUGGGGCGGCCCCCGGAGAGCCCUGCGAGCCUAAGAAGCCCCCUUCGGGCCGGACUGGGAGACUAGACUCCGGGCAGGGUCCCGGGCUCGGAACUCGCGGGGACGCCCUUGGGGAGCAGCCCAAGUUGCGUAGACUGACCGGACUUGGCGAUUGCCGCCGUCUCCCUCCUCAAAGCCCCGGAAUUCCCGGACUCCGACCCUUCCCGGGGAAGGGAACGGGCGGACUGAGCAAACUUAGCCCUUUGGGGGAGCAGUAGCACAGCGAGGCGCCGAGAGCCGGGGCCGGGCCACGCCAGCCCCCCUCUGCGCGCGCUUGCGGGGCCGGUCCAGCGCAGGCAGCGGUCGGGGCUGCGGGACCGUCGGAGCAGCGUGCUCCCGGGGGACCAGAAGUUUGCCCGGGACUCCCCCCGCUCCGCGCGCCCGGGCUCCGCGCUCCGACGCUGGGGAGCCUCCUGCCCUGUCCCCUGAGUGCCCGUCCUUGAAGGAGCCGGCUAGGGCACCCUAGCCGCGGGCUCGCGAACUUGACUGCGCGGGGCUCGGGGAGGAGCUGAAGGGGGCCAGCCUGGCGUGUUUGAUGGCUUCACUGAGAAGGGUCAAAGUGCUGCUGGUGUUAAAUCUGAUCGCCGUGGCCGGCUUCGUGCUCUUCCUGGCCAAGUGUCGGCCCAUCGCCGUGAAGAGCGCGGACGUUUUCCGGGACGUCCAUCCCCGGGCAGAAGCGGCCAACUUGACCCAGCACGGCCCCAACCCCGUCCAGGAUGGGGUGCUGAAGAGGCUCUCCCUGCUGGAGGACAUCGUCUACAGGCAGCUCAAUGGCUUAUCCAAAUCCCUUGGGCUCAUCGAAGGCUACGGUGGACGGGGCAAAGGGGGGCUCCCCGCCACCCUCUCGCCAGCUGAAGAAGAAAAGGCCAAGGGCCCCCAUGAGAAAUAUGGCUACAAUUCCUACCUUAGUGAAAAAAUUUCACUGGAUCGAUCCAUACCCGAUUACCGCCCAACCAAGUGUAAGGAGCUGAAAUACUCCAAGGACCUGCCCCAGAUUUCCAUCAUCUUUAUCUUUGUGAACGAGGCCCUGUCGGUGAUCCUGCGGUCCGUGCACAGCGCCGUCAACCACACGCCGGCUCAUCUGCUGAAAGAGAUCAUCCUGGUGGACGACAACAGUGACGAAGAGGAGCUGAAGGCGCCUUUGGAGGAGUAUGUCCAUAAGCGCUACCCGGGGUUGGUGAAGGUGGUACGGAAUCAGAAGCGGGAAGGUCUGAUCCGGGCACGGAUCGAAGGCUGGAAGGUGGCCACCGGGCAGAUCACCGGGUUCUUCGAUGCCCACGUGGAGUUUACCGCGGGCUGGGCCGAGCCCGUCCUGUCCAGAAUCCAGGAAAAUCGGAAGAGGGUGAUCCUUCCCUCUAUCGACAAUAUCAAACAGGACAAUUUUGAAGUGCAACGGUAUGAGAACUCUGCCCAUGGCUACAGCUGGGAGCUCUGGUGCAUGUACAUCAGCCCCCCCAAGGACUGGUGGGAUGCCGGGGACCCGUCUCUUCCCAUCAGGACUCCAGCAAUGAUCGGGUGUUCGUUCGUGGUCAACCGCAAGUUCUUCGGGGAAAUAGGCCUCCUGGACCCAGGGAUGGAUGUGUACGGAGGAGAGAAUAUAGAGCUUGGAAUCAAGGUGUGGCUCUGUGGCGGCAGUAUGGAGGUCCUACCCUGUUCGCGAGUGGCCCACAUUGAAAGGAAGAAGAAGCCCUACAACAAUAACAUCGGCUUCUACACCAAGAGAAACGCUCUGCGAGUGGCCGAGGUCUGGAUGGAUGAUUACAAGUCUCACGUGUAUAUUGCCUGGAACCUGCCCCUGGAGAACCCAGGAAUAGACAUCGGGGAUGUCUCAGAAAGGAGAGCUUUAAGGAAGAGGUUGAAGUGUAAGAAUUUCCAGUGGUACCUGGACCAUGUUUAUCCUGAGAUGAGGAGAUACAAUAACACCAUCGCCUAUGGGGAGCUUCGCAACAACAAGGCCAAAGAUGUCUGUUUGGACCAAGGGCCCCAAGAAAACCACACUGCAAUCCUCUAUCCCUGUCAUGGCUGGGGGCCUCAGCUCACCCGCUACACCAGGGAAGGCUUCCUGCACCUGGGCGCCCUGGGGACCACCACCCUCCUGCCGGACACCCGCUGCCUUGUGGACAACGGCAAGAGCCGCUUCCCCCAACUCCUGGACUGUGACAAGGUCAAGAGCAGCCUUCACAAACGCUGGAAUUUCAUACAGAAUGGAGCAAUCAUGAAUAAAGGGACAGGACGCUGCCUCGAAGUUGAGAGCCGGCCCAGCAUUGACCUUAUCCUCCGUAGCUGUACAGGGCAAAGGUGGACGAUUAAAAACUUCAUAAAAUAGAGCAGGGCAAGCUGGGGAGCCUUGCCCUCUGGAACCUGCUUUGGCUCCCCCGUGCUUUCUUUUAGAGAGCAUGUACUUCUUCCAGAGCCUGGGAGAGAAAUCAAGGGCCACGCAGGAGCUUUGUCACCUUCUGUGGGGCUACUUUAGCUCUCGUGGAUGGGGAAGCUGAUGGGGUGUCCAGUGUCCCUCCCCUGCCCCAAUCUGACCCCUUCUGGGAGUCUCAUCAAAGAGUGGAGCUUCUUCCGGAGGGACCCCGCUGGGAGCAGACACUCCCUGGAUGGGCUUACUUGGAGUCAUUCACUGGGACCUCUCACCCGGGAUCUAGGAAAGCAUCCUUACCCUCAGCUCUCGGAGACCUGCUGCUGUGUCUGUGGCCGAGGGGGCUAAUCCUUCAAAGGAAAGGAACGGUCCCAUCACCCCCUUAUUUCUCCUUCUCUUCUCCCUUUCUUCUCUACCAGCACCCCCCCACAUGCACACACACACACACACACACACACACACACACACACACACACAGAAAAGGCCCAACCUACAGAAACAAAGCGCAUUUUUUCCUUUGGCCCGAUUUGCUCGCGUCACUUCCCUUUUUCAUAUUUUGCUGUAGGAGCCACAUUUCCCCUCCCUAUGGGGGGGGGCAGCUUCGGCCCCUGCUCCUCAGCCUCUCUGGAAGAAAGAUGCUGACCCCCCCACCCUGCCCUGAUCUGCUCCCCUCUUCCCAGGUCUUUAGCCCGCCUUGGCCCUGAAAUGCCUCCUAUCCCUCUGUCUGAAGCCCUUCCGAAGGGCGGAGGUCUCUGCUUUCGAUGGAGGUCUCCAAGAGCUCACCCAGACAUGCGGCCCCUGACACGCGGCCCCCAAACCGUGGCCGGGACAGUGCUAAGGAAGCCGGGGGCUCUGGGAGCCGAGCUGGCAGGGGCUUGCUGCUGGGUUCUGCCAAGCUCGUCUCCUUCACGGAAGCAAAAAAGCCAGACGACAAACGCUCCUCCUGUCUUACCUGGGCUGGAGAAGGAGAAAUCGGCUUGGAACAGCCCGUGUCACUGGGUCUCAGUGACCUGCGGUUAAGCAAACUGUGACGCUCCCUGCGCCGAGAGCUGCUGGCCACGUAGUGGUUCCGUGUGUUCCGGAGGAAGAGGGAGAAAGGGCAGCCUGUGCCUCCGUCCUGAGAGAGGAGCCCUCGACCGUGAGAACCUGAGUUCUGCUCCGCCACCGGAACCUGACCUGGGGAGGGAGAAGCAGAGACCUCGGCUCCCCACGGGCCCGCAGAGGCCUCGGGAUCUGGGGCUCGGACUCUAACCCAGAGCCCUGAGGCCAGAGCCUUUCCAGCAGCCCCGUGGGGAGGCCGUGAGACUGCGGGGCCGUGCAUCCUAAAGCUAUUUAAUGCCUGUGUCCAUAAUUCCAUCCCACACUCUGCUGAGGAUGGAGAAGGCAGUGAUUUCCUGUCUUAGGAGUAACCAUUUUUCUGAUGCCCUCUGGUUAGGGUACACUUAUAAAUUAAAAUUAAUAUAUACGUAUGUGUGUGAGUGCUCUGUGUGCUGUGGGUGUGCACAAGCACACGGGUAUGCUUGUGUGUGCGUCUGUGUGUACAUGUGUGUGUCUGUGUCUUGUGCAUGUGUGUGGGUGUGUGCAUCUGGGUACUUGUGUGCUUUGUACACGUGUGUGUACGUGUGUGUAAGUGUGUGCAUACGUGUGUGCAUCUGUAUGUGUGCAUCUGGGUGUGGGUAUGUGCAUCUGGGUGCACGUAUGUGCUUGUGUGUUUGUGUGCAUACGUGUGUGAGCAUUUGUAUGCAUGUGUGUAUGUUUGUGUGGGCAUCUGAGUGUGUGCUUGUAUGUGUGUGUGUGUGCAUCUGUGUGUGGGUAUGUGCAUCUGGGUGCAUGUGUGUAUGCUUUGUGAAUGUAGUGUGUGCUUGUGCAUGUUGUGCAUCAGUGUGCACGUGUGUGUGUGUGUGUGUGUGUGUAGGAAACGUAGGUCUAAGUGCCGCUGGGUUUGCAGCCCCAUCUCUUCACCCAGCCUGGGACAGGGACGCCUGGGGCAGCGGGUGGGGGAGUGAGGGCUCCCCACGCCCGACCACGUGUUGCUGGAUAACGUGGGUCCCUCCGUGGUACCUGAUGAGGUGGAGAAAGCCGACGACCGCCUCAGGCUUGCCGGGACCCCUUCGUAUAUAGUUCCCCGUCCCCCCAUUCUCUUUGCUCUGUUCCCCCUCCCCAGGAAUUGCAUCCCUGUAGGAGACCUGGAUUGCCGAGCGAGGCGUUCAGGGUAGAGUUGGACUCUUUCUUAUUAGCUGUUGCAUCAUCCCCUGUGAAAUAAACAUGUUUUAGCACUUACCAAAA
This is a messenger RNA of Antechinus flavipes (yellow-footed antechinus), 4834 nucleotides long. It is a transcript of the gene GALNT17, whose product is annotated as polypeptide N-acetylgalactosaminyltransferase 17. Lineage: Eukaryota; Metazoa; Chordata; Mammalia; Dasyuromorphia; Dasyuridae. The transcript is spliced from 11 exons. The record is from RefSeq and is a predicted model, not a curated record. Gene Ontology annotation, cellular component: Golgi apparatus. The coding region runs from base 719 to 2509 and encodes 596 amino acids.